UGCGCGGUGCCAGUGCUUGGCCAACUGGACGUGCAACAGAAGAAAUUUUCUCUCUGACCUGAGAGUCGCAAUCAUAGUGGCCGAGGUUUGAGGAAGUCACUGCAGAAUUCUCCCCUCCUACCGGUAACGGGUUGUACUAGCGUUAGCCGGUUAGGCUAAGCUUCUGCUGACACUACUACUACUUGGGAAGGAUGAUGAGAACUUCUGAUUGAAACAACAAUUAUUAGUGUUUUCUCAGAAAAUUUGUUUUGGCUGAUCCGUGAUUGCUGCACCGCCAGUGCAGUGGGAAGUACGGAAACUGUUCUCGUCAGAUCUGUUCGUCACGGUUCCUUGAUGACGUGUGGAGAGCCGCUGAGCGCAGAAUGGUAACGCUUCCCAGUCACGGACCGGCGAGCUCUGUGGACGAAUUCCUCGUGACUCCGCACAUCGUCAAGGGGUACAGGCACGUCUCGAACAAAUGGGACUGCGUUCUAAGUAGCCUGACGCUGAGCAAUGAAUUCGUGAAUAUAUGGAGUCAUGGCAUCGCAGCCGUGUAUUAUAUCUACCUUAUAAGCAUCCUACUGUAUGACGUAUGGCAACUGGAUUCUGCAGAGGAGUACGUACCCCUUAUCGGGCAGCAGUGUGGCUGUUUAGGCGUCCUACUUGGAAGCACCGUAGCGCAUACAUUCCACAGUGAAUCGCGGUGGCAUCACCUGGCCUGGUUCACCGUGGACUAUCUCUCCAUCAGCUUCUACUGCCUGACGUCGGCCAUAGCGCACUACGCUUACAGCCGACCACUGGAUGAAACAAGCGGACCAAUAUCAUUGUUUAGUACCUAUACCUACUUGACAAUUGCUCUGGUAGGGCACACCUGUGUGUUUACGUCUCAGUGCUAUUUGAGAUGCCGAUUGCUGCAGCAAACCUCUCGACUCUACAUACUGGUGACAGGCUAUGCCGUAGCGUACAUUAUCAACUUCCUGCCCUUCCUUAGUCGUUACUACAGCGCUCAGGAGUCACUGGCAUCAUCGGAUCCGUUCCACUGGGGGCAGUUCUACUGGGGUCUCGCUAGCGCCCUGGUGAUGUCUUGUAACAUUCCAGAGAAAUUUGCACCGGAGACGUUCUACAGUCUGAACGGCCACUCCCUAAUGCACAUGGGAAUGCUGAUGAGCUUGGAUCAGCAGAGCAAAGCUCUGCGGAUGGAUCUCGGCCGGUGGGCUCGCUACCCGGACCACAGCCAACCAACAGUGACCGCAAUCUGCACGACGGUCUUCUUGUACCUACUUAUCGGCAGCACGAUUACGUAUUACUUCGCCUAUCAUGGUCGUAAAGAUACAGUCAGGACAGGUAGCCGAAAAGAAACUGUGCUUAGCAAAAAGCAGCAUGAUCAAUAGGCUGAUGCUAUAUCUAGGUCGCCCCUUGGCAAUGGCCGGUGGGAUUUCAGAUUCAGCGCGGCUGCUUCUGGAUACCAGCUUUUCAAGUGGUACAUUUUCCCUGAGCCAGGUCUCUGAUACGAUACCUAGCGUUGUGUAGACACUAUGUGGACUUACAUGUGUGUAGUCGUUCAUGCACUUACCACCUAGCUCUUGAAUUGAAUUCUAAUUGAUGAUUUAGCUCACCUGGCUUUACUUUUACUUUGGAGUGAGAAUGAGAGAGAGAGAGAGAGAGAGAGAGAGAGAGAGAGAGAGAGAGAGAGAGAGAGAGAGAGAGAGAGAGAGAGAGAGAGAGAGAGAGAGAGUUGCUGCUCCAUGAUGAUGAGACGAAACAGCCAAGCUUAUCUAUUUUUGCGGAUUUUCUUUCAUAAAAAAAUAAACGUCACAGGCUGCUCUUCGCAGGUGUCCGCGUCCCAGCGGUCCGGGCAAGCGACCGCAUCCCAGUGGGACACUUCGACGUGGCCGCACGUACUGGAGUCUGUGGGAGAGCCUUGCCAGGCCAGGGGCUACACACCUGCCCUGGUACCGGGUAUGGAAAAAUCCCUGGUGUUGCUCCUUUUUUGUUUUUGCUGAGAAAGAAACGUUGCUGCAUGAAAAGCUUUCUGUUCACGCCAGCGCCUUUGCUCUAGUAACAUUGCUGGCUGAUAAUGGUCAUUGCUCGUGAUGCCGAUGGUGAAGAGAAGCUGGGUUUCUUGCCAUUUGAAACUUCCUGAUUCUGAG
This is a messenger RNA of Sycon ciliatum, 2129 nucleotides long. Its product is annotated as membrane progestin receptor gamma-A-like. Gene Ontology annotation, molecular function: signaling receptor activity. Gene Ontology annotation, cellular component: membrane. The transcript has a single exon. The coding region runs from base 363 to 1370 and encodes 335 amino acids. NCBI's taxonomy places the organism in Eukaryota, Metazoa, Porifera, Calcarea, Leucosolenida, Sycettidae. The record is from RefSeq and is a predicted model, not a curated record.